GCGGAUCCUAAGGACGUCUUCAAUCGACAAUUGAAGCCUGGCAUCGACAGGAUGACAGUCCACCGUCGUCCAGCCCUCGGGGACUUCCCAUUUCGACUCAAUCAUAUUCACCAAUUCAUUCUCCACACCACGGAAGCGAUGGUAAAUCGAAAUACCCGCCAACAUCCAGGAUUCUGACCGUUGAGCAUCCGUUCGCCGGAACUGGGUCCUAGGGUCAUAGCUUGGGAUGAAGGGUCGGUGUUGCUGUUAAACGUCACGGGAAACGAGCCAUAUGGAAGGGAGAGACGGGGAGGCGAUGUCAAUGACCGGAUUCGUUCUGCGAGUACAUCAUGAUCAACGAAGCAAAGGCUUAUGUCGAGGUUUCUGAGCGUCGAUGCGGCCGCACUGAACACGCGUGGAUCGACCAUGAGCCCUUCCCCGAAUAUGAUGACGUUUUUGUACAGAGGUCUCGAAGCUGUAAAAAUGACGUCGAUGAAAGUGGUAUGUCUUUAUGCUAGGUGCAUGUAUCGUUGAAAACCUGAGUUGCAUAGGAGUUCUUUGAGCCACGAGAAGGUCAGGGCUGAAAUCCAAAGUUUGGACCAGGGGAAGUGAUGAGGCGACAGGAGGUUAGACGAGGUGUGUCAGGCUCACACCCCUCCAAUGAUGGGCUUGACCGAAGAGAGCUUUUCGGUACUACUAAUGCAACGUUGGAUCUACGGGAGCCAUUAAAACGACGCUGGUAUAACUAUAAGAAGAUGAGCAUAGAAAUGGUGCAGUCUUUGAUUGGACGAGCCACGGUGCUGAAGGAGAACUGAAGACGAAUCGUUCAAACAUUACUCACAGUAACUGAUGUUAAACUAGGUGUUAAUCCAGAUCAUAGUAAGGAUGCGAUAUGGCAAAACGACAAGUUUGUCAAUAGAUCUUCG
Stereum hirsutum FP-91666 SS1 is the source of this 905-nucleotide messenger RNA. RefSeq lists its product as uncharacterized. The transcript is spliced from 4 exons. NCBI's taxonomy places the organism in Eukaryota, Fungi, Basidiomycota, Agaricomycetes, Russulales, Stereaceae. Bases 330 to 497 code for a protein of 55 amino acids. The record is from RefSeq and is a predicted model, not a curated record.